AUGACUGAUUGCAUGGAGUCGACAUCUGAUGGAAAAUCGUCUCCGUCCCAACCAGAUAUCAGCAUCCCACCAUCGAUUUUGGUUCUUGGAAUGGCUGGUUCGGGAAAAACAUCGUUUGUACAGCGGCUCACCGCCUAUUUGCAUGCGAGGAGAACACCGCCGUAUGUGAUUAAUCUUGAUCCAGCUUGUGCAAACGUACCGUAUCCAGCAAAUAUCGACAUAAGAGAUACGGUAAAAUACAAGCAAGUCAUGAAAGACUACGGUCUUGGCCCUAAUGGUGCUAUAAUCACAAGUUUGAACCUAAUGUGCACUAGAUUUGACCAGGUGUUAACAAUGAUCCGCCAACGUGCCAAGCAAUAUAGUGCGUGUUUGAUCGAUACUCCUGGCCAAAUAGAGGCUUUCACAUGGAGUGCAAGUGGAUCGAUUAUCACGGAUUCCUUAGCUAGUAGUCAUCCAACGAUUGUUGUUUAUAUUGUGGAUUCUGCAAGAGCAACGAAUCCGACAACGUUCAUGUCGAACAUGUUAUAUGCAUGUUCGAUUCUAUACAGGACGAAGUUGCCGUUUAUUGUUGUUUUCAACAAGGCUGAUAUCGUUGCUCCAGCAUUUGCACGUAGUUGGAUGCGUGAUUUUGAGAGAUUUGAUCAAGCUUUGGAGGAAAACCGCAGCUCAUAUAUGAAUGACCUCAGUCGCUCAUUAUCACUAGUACUGGACGAGUUCUAUUCUGACUUGAAAACAGUAGCAGUUUCUUCGGCUACCGGUGAAGGCAUGGAAGAUUUCAUGAAAGCUGUUGGAGAAUGUGUUGAACAAUACAAGAAUGAAUAUGUUCCAAUGUACAAACGUAUCUUGGAAGAAAAAUUGAAGUUAGAUGAAAAAGAAAGACAGAGAAAGACAGACGAGAUUGCAUCAAAUAUGGAGGUCCUAAGCUUACAUCCAUCUGUGGAGCCGCCACCAAUCCAAGAAAAGAUCCAUAUUGGUGGUGUAGAAGAAGAAAAUGCCGAAGAUGCGGACAUAUUGCGCGGGUGA
Necator americanus (New World hookworm) is the source of this 1023-nucleotide messenger RNA. RefSeq lists its product as uncharacterized. Bases 1 to 1023 code for a protein of 340 amino acids. The record is from RefSeq and is a predicted model, not a curated record. The transcript is spliced from 8 exons. Gene Ontology annotation, molecular function: GTPase activity. Lineage: Eukaryota; Metazoa; Nematoda; Chromadorea; Rhabditida; Ancylostomatidae.